AUGCUGCAGUUGCUGCAGUUGGUGCUGCUGCAGCAGUUGCUGCUGCUGCUGCAGUUGCUGCAGCAGCAGCAGAUGAUGAUGAUGGUGGUGGUGAUGGUGGUGCUGCAGCAGCAAGGUCGAUGUGAUGCUGCUGCUGCAGUUGAUGCUGCUGCUGCAGUUGCUGCUGCUGCUGCAGUUGAUGCUGCUGCUGCAGUUGAUGCUGCUGCUGCGGUUGCUGCAGCAGCAGCAGCAGCAGAUGAUGAUGAUGCUUGUUGUGGUGAUGGUGGUGCUGCGGCAGCAAGGUCAAUGUAUGGAGCUGCAGCAGCAGCAGCAGCAGCAGCAGCAGCAAAAGCAGCUGUAACAGCAACAGCAGCAGCAGCACCACCACCAUAA
This is a messenger RNA of Eimeria mitis, 372 nucleotides long. RefSeq lists its product as uncharacterized. The record is from RefSeq and is a predicted model, not a curated record. The transcript is spliced from 2 exons. Bases 1 to 372 code for a protein of 123 amino acids. Lineage: Eukaryota; Apicomplexa; Conoidasida; Eucoccidiorida; Eimeriidae.